AUCACUUUUGAGCACUCUAUUUUGGGCAUGUUCUCAGAGCUGAAGUUCCCUGUACCCUGGGGCCAUGUGGCAGCCAAGGCUUGGGGACCCUCAGAUGGACACCCCGUGCUGUGCUUGCACGGCUGGCUGGACAAUGCCAACACCUUUGACAAACUCAUUCCACUGCUCCCCAGAGAUUGCUAUUAUGUGGCAAUGGAUUUUUCUGGCCAUGGCUUGUCAUCCCACCGACCUGCAGGUUCCCCCUACCAUUUUCUGGAUUACGUGAGCGAUGUGCGCCGAGUGGCAGCAGCCUUGCAGUGGAGACGGUUCACCCUGAUGGGUCACAGUAUGGGUGGGUCUGUGGCAGGAAUGUUCUCUUUCCUUUAUCCUGAGAUGGUGGACAAGCUGAUCCUGCUGGAAAAUCUUGGCUUUCUGCUAGCUCCAGAGGACACUGAGGAAUGGCUGAAAUCAAAACGGAUGGUGAUUGACAGAUUACUGAGUCUAGAGGCAAAGCAGCAAACUCCCAAAGCACGUAGCCCCGAAGCAGCAUUGCAGAGGCUCUUAGAAGCAAACAGACAUCUGACAGCAGAGGGUGGGGCCAUCCUGCUGCAGCGAGGAGCAACUGAGACACCCGCUGGGCUGGUGUAUAACAGAGACAUGAGAGUCCGUACGCAGAGUCGAGAGUCCUUCACAGUGGAGCAGUGCGUGAAGCUCCUGCAGAAGAUUCAGGACUGCGUUCUCAUCAUUGUAGCACAGGAUGGACUCUUGGUACCACACAAGCUACACAGCAGAAAUCACUUUGUGAAAGCCCUGCGGGAGGCGUUCGAGUCUACCCUCAAAGAGCACAUCCAGCUAGUAGAGGUACCUGGGAGUCAUUUUGUGCACCUGAACGAGCCCGAGGUGGUGUCUGGGAUCAUCAGCAACUUCCUGACGGCGCAGAACACCAGAGCCAGGCUCUAGGAAGAAGGGUCACUGCUGCAGCAAUCCAGGAGAACAGGGACCUAAAAAGCAGGCUGUGGAGGAAUUGUCACCAUUCCUACCUCACAUCCAACAUCAGUUUCAUGAUACCCUUCCCUGAGCUUAGCUCACUGCAGGGUGGAAGCAGGUCUGACAAGGGUUCCCUGGAGGACAGCUGAGCAAAAUAUCUCAGUUGUCAAAGUGAAAAGGAAUCCUUCCUCCACUCCUGGCUCUGUGAGUACAGGGAUGGAGGCCCAAAGUGGCCUUCCCCUUGCUUGGUCGUAACUUGCACCCUGAAACAGAGCAGGAAUCCAGGCAGGGGCAGCCUCUGUGGGAGCAGCAGCACCACCAGCUGUAGCACCGCUGGGGGCAGGUGGCUCAUCUCACCUCCUCCCUGAGGAUGGUGCAACCAGUCUCCUCACAGGGUUACACUUACUGAAAAAAUAGGAAACAUUCUGCUUCUCUGCUUACUUCCACGGGUGCCUGAGCUCAGAGGGCCUCAGCGCCCCUGUUCUACUGUGAGAGCUGCUGCUUGUUUAAAAAGUCAGCUUAAAUAAGAGCUCACCUGGGCACAGAAGGCCAUUUUAAUGAACUCCCAGGGAAUGAGUCACUAAUCCUCUCACUGAAGCAGCUGGGAGAACUACUAAUAAUGGAAAAGUUGGCAGAGAUGAUUUCUGUCCUUCUAAAUAAAGAUUAAUCUCCCAAUGUUAAA
Molecule: messenger RNA, 1648 nt
Organism: Calidris pugnax (ruff)
Lineage: Eukaryota; Metazoa; Chordata; Aves; Charadriiformes; Scolopacidae
Gene: SERHL2
Product: serine hydrolase-like 2
Exons: 11
Coding region: 28-939 (303 amino acids)
Source: RefSeq, a predicted model, not a curated record